This is a messenger RNA of Manduca sexta (tobacco hornworm), 15743 nucleotides long. Its product is annotated as dystrophin, isoforms A/C/F/G/H. Gene Ontology annotation, molecular function: zinc ion binding; protein binding. Gene Ontology annotation, biological process: synaptic signaling. Gene Ontology annotation, cellular component: plasma membrane. The record is from RefSeq and is a predicted model, not a curated record. Bases 65 to 12331 code for a protein of 4088 amino acids. The transcript has 58 exons. NCBI's taxonomy places the organism in Eukaryota, Metazoa, Arthropoda, Insecta, Lepidoptera, Sphingidae.
CUAAGUGAUGUGGUUGCACGGCGCUUGGCGAGCGCGGCGAGCAGGUGCGCGCGAUCGAUAACAGAUGGCGUCGCAGUCGCCACUGCUGCAGCGCAAGAUCACGUGGGUUGUGGAGGUGGGCCACGUACCGGCCUAUACCUUUGCGCCCUACGAAAAACAUAUGAACCACACUAAAUAUGAGAGGGAAGACGUGCAAAAGAAAACAUUCGCGAAAUGGAUCAACUCGCAGCUCGUGAAGAACGACAAGCCGCUAGUGGAGGACUUGUUCCAGGACCUGCGCGACGGCGAGGUGCUCCUGUCGCUGCUGGAGAUCCUCACCGCGCAGCAAUAUAAACGCGAGCGCGGACGCAUGCGCGUGCACCACAUCAACAACGUGAACACGGCGCUGCACGUGCUCGACACCAACGGCGUCAAGCUCGUCAACAUCAGCAGCAACGACGUCGUCGACGGCAACCCCAAGCUCAUACUCGGUCUCGUGUGGAGCAUCAUACUGCACUGGCAAGUGCACUGGCACCUAAAGGAGCUGAUGUCGGACCUGCAGCAAACGAACCUGGAGAAGACGCUGCUGGCGUGGUGCCGCACGCACACGCAGAAUUACGCGGGCGUGAGCGUGCGCAACCUGUCGUCGUCGUGGGCGGACGGGCUCGCGUUCAACGCGCUGCUGCACCGCUGGCGGCCGCAGCUGUUCGACUACAGCGCGGUGGUGGCGCGCCCGCCCCGCGCGCGCCUCGAGCACGCCUUCGCGCUCGCGCACGCGCACCUCGGCAUCGACCGCCUGCUCGACCCCGAAGACGUGAACACGCCGAACCCGGAUAAGAAGUCGAUAAUGACGUACCUGAUGUGUCUGUUCCAAUCGCUGCCGCACUCGAGCGAGGACGUGGCCGAGGUGGAGAGCGUGCACUCGGAGCCCUCCACGCCCGGCGCCGCGCCCGCCGCGCCCGCCGCGCACGCGCACGCCGCCGAGAUGCCACCAUCGCGGCCAGUGUCGACGGCGACCACCGGAUCGGUGGAGCUGGGCGGGUACUACAGCGCGUUCGAGGAGGUGCUGGCGUGGCUGCUGGAGGCGGAGGAGCGGCUCUCCGACACCGAGCUGCCGCCGGACGAGGAACUCGCCGCGCUGAAGGAGCACUUCCACCGACACGAGCGGUUCCUGCUCGAGCUGUCGGAGCGGCAGGCGCGCGUCGGCGCCGUGCUGGAGGAGGGCGCGCGGCUCGUGCUCGACGCCGGCCUGUCGCGCGACGAGGCCGCCGAGGUGCGCCUGCAGGUGCGUCUGCUCAACCAGCGCUGGGAGCAGCUGCGCGCACGCGCCAUGGACGCGCAGGCCGGCGUGCACGCCGCGCUCAUGCGCGCCCAGCAGCGACACCUGGACCAGUUCCGCCAGUGGCUCACCGACACCGAGGACCGCAUCUCGCGCAUGGGCGCGGGCGGCGAGGGCGCGGGCGCGCGCCUGGAGCGGCAGCUGGCCGCCGUGCGCGCGCUGCACGAGGACCUGCGCCGCCAGCAGCCGCACGUCGACGCGCUCGCCGACUGCGUCGUCGUGGUCGACGACGACCCGAGGCACCACGACGAUGUGACAGAGAUCGAAGAUCAACUGACUGCGCUGAGCGAGCGAUGGUCACACACGUGUCAGUGGACCGUGCAGCAGUUGCAGCGGCUGCAGGGGCUGCAGGCGCGCUGGACUUCGUUGCUUGACCAACAUAACGAGCUGCUUCAAGCGUGCGACGCACACGAAACGGCACUUAAACAGAUGGAAGCGAACCCCGCGAGCGAGAUCGGCGAGGUGCUGGCGCGCAUCGCGGAGCUGCAGCGCAUCAAGCACGGCAUCUCGGUGCAGCGGCGCGGCGCGGCCGCACACCUCGAGCAGGUCGCGGCGCUCGGCGACGGCGACGCGCACCUGCUCGAGCGCGCCGAGGCGCUGCACGACCGCCUCGACGCGCUGCUCAUGAUCCUCGACGUGCAGGCGCAGCGGAUAAAGGAGCUCGGGUUCGAGUUCGACAUCAACACGACAGAAGAGAUGUCGGAGGCGGACGCGAGUAGUGCGACGGAGGCGGGCACGCGGACCGUCACUACCACCAUGACCGUGGCGACACCUGUCGACACGCGCUCCGGCGCCAAGAAGCCGCGUCUCGACGCCGACGUUGCCGGCGCUGACUUCCAAGUCGGCUAUAAGGUGUUUGAGAACUGGGCCGAUGAGGCCGAGAAUACGCUCGAAAAUUGUCGGCGCGAGCUGGAGCAGGGCGCGGGCGCGGGCGCGGGGGGCGGGGCGCGCGCGGGCGUGCGCGCGGCGCUGGAGCGCGUGCGCGCCGAGAUCGAGCUGCAGCGCGCGGACUUCGCCAACGUGGAGGAGAUACAGCGCCGACUCGCCGCCGAGGACGGCCUGCAAGAGGAUGCGAAACGACAUGCCGAAAGCAUCGACCGGCUGAAAAAACGAUGGGAAAACAUUCGACGAACCUUAUUGGAGAUGAGUAACACGAUGAACCUGCUUGAGGACAAGGACAACUUCAACAAGAAUGUUGAGGCGUUCCAAAAGGAACUAGAUGAGAUCCACGCGUGGAAGAACAAGAUGUUGAAGGAGAAGCCGACGACAAACCAGUUGAUACAUUUGCGGAACAAAAUUCGCCUUGCCAAACAACUGGAGAUGAAGCUGAAGGAACUUAACGCGCAGUCGAUAAUACUGCUCACCAAGCCGCUACCGAAGGCGCACAAGGACGAGGUGGAGGCGGACUCGAAGCGGCUCAACGACGCGUACGAGGAGCUGAUGUUGUACCUCAGCAAGAAGGAGGUGGAGAUCAAGCUCGUCGUCAACAAGAAGCCCGAGGAAAAGCACGAGGACGAGUUCAAGAACUUACAGAACAAAGUGAACGAGAUGGAGUCGCGCAUCAUAUCGGAGCACGCCAUGAUCACGUCGCCGCAGCGCAUGCGCGACAAGCUGCUCGAGCUCACGCGGCUGCGCGAGGAGUUCGUGGCGCUGCAGACCUCGUACGACAGCGUGGUGCGGGAGCGCAGCGAGAAGUACGACAAGGGCAGCCUGCAGGAACUCAACUUCAGGAGCAGCCUCGAGAACUUGGUCACGCGUUUUGGGGACACCAAGACUAUUCUCGACCAGAAAAUGAAUAAACUACAAAAUGGAGUGAAAUUGCUCGAACAAUUGGAGUCUAGCUCUACAGAGCUGAAGCAGUGGUUGGACGGUGUGGAGCGGUUCCUAGAGGAAAACGAGUACAUCCCCGUGGGAGAGGUCGAGCCGCUCGAGCGUCUGCUCGAUACCAGCAAUAAAUACGACGAAGACAAACAGACGUACAAGUCCAAGCUCGACGACAUCGAGAAAACGAAGGAAACGAUACUCGAAGACUGCGACGAGACUCUCGCGAAAGCAAUCAAAAGCGAAACGAGCGAGCUCAAGAAACGAUACGACACCAUCACCGACAAGUGUUUCACACACAACGAGAACCUGCGGCGCGCUCUCGAGAAGACCGAGACUGUGUUCCGCAAGAUCGACGAGGUGGAGAAGUGGCUGCAGCAGCUCGAGGAGCAGAUCCCCAAAGAGGAGGAGUGCAACAUCACUGACUCCGCCGAGUUGUACCAGAUGAAAACGCGCUUCCAGACGCUCAAGGAGAAGUGCGACGACAAGACGCAGGAGUUCCGCAACCUCAACGACGCCGGCGGCGAGGUGCUCGAGGCGGCGGCGGGGCGCGCGGCGCUGCUGGCGCGCCGGCUCACGCAGCUCAGCGCGCGCUGGAGCGACGGCACGCACGCAGUCUACGAGCGGCACAAGAUCCUGGCGGAGGCGUGGCACGAGUCGGGGGAGCUGCGCGCGUGGCUGGCGCAGGAGGCGGCGUGGCUCGACGGGCUGCAGCGCCGACUGCGCGCCCCGCCCGCGCCGCGCGCAGACGCCGAGGACCUCUGCGACCAUCUAUACGACCUCGAGAACUACAUUCAAAAUCACAGCGACGAGCGGCUGUCGCGCAUCCAAGACAUCGGGCGGCAGCUGAUCGACGCGCAGAUAAUGCCCGGCUGGAUCCAGGCCGAGAUCGACACCAUCACUGAGCGGUGGAACGCGCUGCAGGCCGAGGCGGCGGAGCGCAGCGCGGCGCUGGAGGUGGAGGCGCGCGAGGCGGCGCAGUGCGAGGUGGCGCUGGACGCGCUGCAGCGCUGGCUCGAGGCCGCGCCGCGCGUCGCCGACCUGCCCGAGCGCCGCGCCGACCUGCGCCGCGUGCAGCAACAACUACACAAGUACCAGGCCGCCGGCAAGGCGGAGGCCGCCGCGCGCCUGCACGACAAGCUCGAACACGUGCAGAAGCAGCUGGCGGCGGUAGAAGAGCGCGCGGAGGCGGGCGAGGCGGUGGCGGCGGUGCCGGCGGGCGCGGGCGCGGGCGCAGGUGACGUGUCGGCGCGGCUGUGCAGCGCGACGGGUGCGCUGCAGCGCGUGCAGCGCGAGUGUGCGCGCGCGCUGCCGCUGGCGGGCGCAGACCCCGACUCAGUGCGCGCGCAGCUCCGCACCUGCCUCAAAUUCUAUCGGACCCUGAGUGAAAUUAAAUCCGAAGUGGAGUCCAUCAUCAAAACCGGCAGAAAAAUGGUCGAGGAGAAGUCGGUCCCGGAGCCGGCAGAGUUCUCGAAGAAAAUCGACACACUGAAAGAGUUGUACAACAAGCUCGGCGCCCAGAUCACAGAGUCCAAGACGAAACUGGAGAACGCGCUGCUGACGGCGCGCGAGAUACAGAACGACGUGCACGCGCUCACCGCCUGGCUCGACGGGCUCGGCGCGCGCGUCGGCAAGCAGGCGCUCGAGCUCGAGAUGUCGCGCAUGGAGGCCGUCAAGGACAAGCUCGCCGCCAACUACGACGAGUUCGCCAAGCACUGCGACCCGCCGCGCCUCAGCGGCCUGCGCGACCAGAUCGACGCCAUCAACCGGCGCUGGGACAAGCUGCGCCGCCCCGCGCGCCGCGAGCACGAGCGCGAGCACGACCCCCCGCGCGAACACGACCCCGCCGCGGCGGCCGCGCACAAAGAGAGCACGGGCCUGGUCGAAUACGAGAACGUUACCGACACCAUCAAACGACGUUUAGAGAGCCCCGUCGAUACGCCCGACGCGGAGAAGCCAGAGUUUAAAAAGUCUAAAAUACCGCUAGCGCUCAAAAGUCCCGUACCCAUUAAGAAGGAGAUCAAGGAGGGCGGCAACAGGAGUCGCGCGUCCUCCCUGGAGCGCGGACGGCGGCCCUCUGAAAGUCCUCUGCGGGAGAGUGUCAGCAGCGCCAUGUCCACGGACUCCAUGGAGCGCGCCUCCUCGCGCGUCAGCUCCGCGCCUUCCACUCCCGGCACGCCUCGUAAAGAAAGCAGCACUUUUAAUUUGUUGAAGGAUAGCGACCUCUUCACGCAGAUAUCUAACAACAACAUCCAACCCGAAACCGCCGUGACCGGUUCCGUUGUCCAAUCAGAUCCGUGUCACGUGGUCGCCGUUAAGGAACACGAGAUCGUGAAGUCCACCGUGAGCCCCGUGGAACCGAUGGAGAUAUACCCUUUCGAAGCGAUAGACGCCGUGGUCGAGUUCGUGCCACAGAACGUUGAGACGGUCGAGAUCAUCGACGACACAGAAAACGAAUCGUACAGUGAAUCGGACGGCGAGGAGCGAGGCGCUGCGGAAACGAAAACAACCGCCGUACACUUCGGCAGCGAACCGAAAACCUUCGUGAUAGAAGUGAAGACGCUCGAGCACAGAAUGAAGCCAACGCUCGGUAUCUUGAAGCGCAAGUGCUCGGAGGAGGAGGUGGAGACGUCGAUGCGCACGCGCACGUGCACGCCGCCGCGCACGCCGCCGCGCACGCCGCCGCCCACGCCGCUCGAGCCGUCCGCCGCCUGCCCGCUGCUCUACGACCUCGCCGUGCGACAGAAGGAGGCGCAGCGCAACCUGCGGCGCGACGAGGUGAACGAGUACCUCAUCCUGGACGAGGUGCCGCGCGACCAGGCGGCGCUGCCCGAGCCCUCCGCCACCGAACACAUCGCCAACGACCAGCUCGACCCGCCCGACGUCUCGGGUACGCCCCUUAAGAAGGCUGGCGUCGGCGCAGUGUCGCAGACUGUCCAGGACAAGUUGGACCUGUGUCAGGAGGAAGAAGUCAUAUAUUCCGAAGUUGAAGAUAGGCCACAGUCGCGCGUGUCGACGAGCGAAUUUGACGAGAAACCGCCGCUGUCGACGUCGACACCGAUCAAGCACGACGAGCGCCGGCCGGCCCACGUGGUCGCCAUGUCGCCCAAACCAGCCGCCGAUGCCGACAAGGACGAGUCAGCGCCGCCGAGCCCACCGCCCAACUCCGUCAGAGACCACAAGUCCCCCACGCCGCCUGCCAAGUCACACAUACCCAUUAGCAAGGAGCGCCUCAAGACUCAGGGCGAGAAAUACCAAAGAACUGACGAUAUCACACAACAGGCGGAGGCGGAGGCGGCGGCGGAGCCGGCGGUCGCCGCGGCGGCGGAGUCGGCGGUGCGCGCGCGCUUCCCCGGCGAGUGCGACGCGGCGCUCGAGCAGUUCGAGGCGGAGGCGGGCGCGCUGUCGCGCCGCAUGGACGUCAUGCUCGUCACCGUCGGCGGCGUCGACGUCGAGCGCGACCCCGGCAAGCGGCUGGAGAUCCUAAAGAACCAGUUGGGUCUGCUGGCACCGGACGCGGCGGCGCUGAUCUCGCGUGGCGACUCACUGGUCUAUGAGAAACACAAGAAGAACCCUCUGCUGGCCGACUACAUACAGACGCAUUUCCAGGAUAAGUUGCGUAACAAGUGGUCGAUGGUGAUGUCGGAGAUCGAAAUCAAACGCAACCAAGCGAUAAAAGCGGAGGACAACAUAAAGGAAGUAAACAAGUUGGUGGAGACGAUCCGCGCGUGGCUCGCGGAGCUGGACGCGCUGGUGGCGGCCGACGACCCGGAGCCGCUGCGGGCCGGCCUGCUCGACCGCGACGGCGACGCCGAGCGCCUGCACGAGCUGUGCCGCGAGCUCAAGGCGCAGCGCGUGGGGUACGCCGACCGCGCCGUCGCCGACGCACUCGCCGCGCUCGCCCGCGCCCGCGACGCCGCACACGCCGCGCUCGCCGCCAGGGACAAGAGGACCAAGCCCGAGGCGGGCGAGGCGGCGGCGUGCGAGUGGGUGGCGCGCGCCAACAGAGCGCGUGCUGCCGUGGCGGCGGCGGGCGCGCCGCUCCGAGCCGCGCCGCUCGCCGGACGGGACUUCGAUGACUUCCCGCUGCAGGAGGACGCGCUCGCGCGUGUAAAAUCGGCGAUGGAAGACAUCCAGACGAUGAUCGACGAAACCGAGAAAGAAUACACGUGGAUAAGUAAGAAAUGCCGUCCGGAGCAGAGCGGCCAGGCGGCGCGCGUGCGCGACAAGCUGCGCGGCGAGUGGAGCGCGCUGCGCGACGCGCACGCCGACCGCGCGCGGCGCUGGGCGCGCUGCCAGGCCGUGUGGGCCGCGCUCUACCGCGCGCUCGACGCCGCCGGCGACUGGCUCGACGGCGCCGAGCGCGCGCUGCACGCCGCCGAGGACCCGCGCCUGCCGCUCAAGGACCUCAAGCAGAAGCUGCGCGACCUCGAGCGGCAGAUGGCCGAGCGCGCCGCGCUGGCCGAGGAGGCGCGGGCGGGCGCGCGCGCCGUCGCCGGGGCGUGCGCGCCCGCGCUCGCGCGCGACGUGCUCGACCAGGUGGAGGCGCUGGCGGAGCGCUGGGCGGCGGCGGCGGCGGCGCUGGCGCGGGUGCGCGCGCUGGCGGCGACGCGCAGCGCCGAGGCGGCGGGCGCGGGCGGUGCGGGCUGGGCCGCGGCGGCGCACACGCAGUUGCGACUGGUGGCCGAGCUGCUCGAUACUACCACGCCCAACCCUUCCGACCGCACCAGCCUCUCCAUACGACUCAGCCUUGUCAAGGCGCGCGAGGAGGAGCUGGCGGGCAAGCUGCGCGAGAUGGAGGUGCUGCGCAAGAACAAACAGCUGCCCAAGGGAGAGCAGACCAACUCGCUGCAGGACCAGCUGGAGAAGGCGCAGACGAACCUGUCGGCGCACCGUUCGUACCUGACGAGCAAGCUGUCGGCGCUGGGCAAGUACUCGGCGCGGCUCGAGGCGGCGGCGGCCUGGCUCGGCGAGACGCGCACGCGCGCCAACAUCGCCGCCGACCUGCCGCCGCACCAGCGCGACGGCCUCAUGCGCAACAUCGCCGCGUGCGUGCAGGACCGCGAGGCGGAGGUGCGCGAGGUGCUCGAGAACUACAACAACAUGGAGCGCGAGUGCGUCGCCGCCAAGCAGAGCGUGUGCCCCGACCUGCGCGACAAGCUCGCCAGGCUCAAGGACGACUGGGCCGCGCUGCGGGCCGCCACCGCCGCCGCCACCGCCGCCGCCACCGCCGCCGCCACCACCACCACCGCCGUCACCACCGCCACCAGCGAGCCCGGCACGCCGCGCAAGGGAUCGCUCGACAGCCAGGCCAGUGACUGGAGCGGGCGGUCGUCGGGGCGGCGUCGCUCCUCGCAGCAGUCGCCGGCCGCGCUGCUCGCGCACUUCGACACCACCGUGCAGCAGAUCCGCGACUGGGUGUCGGUGGAGGUGGACAUGUUGCGCGCUCAGUCGGUGGCCGUCGGCGACGUCGACGACAUCCUGCACCAGCUCGACAAGCAAAAGGGAGUUCUCCGCGAGCUGGAACAGAAGAAGCCACAACUAGACGAGUUGCUGCACACCGCGGAGAGUCUCAAGGGCACCGAGAACAGGCAGCAGCUGCAUGGCAAAGACAGGUCUGGUUUCCCCGAGUCCAAAACAAGCGCCCCUCUAUUGUAUCUGAGAGCCCUGUUGAAAGUAACAGCGCUCCGCGAGCACUGGGAUGAAGCGAAUGCUCGGGUGCUCCAGCGCAAGGCGCAGCUGGACGCGAUGCUUGGUGACUCGCAGCGGUACGAGGCGCGCAGGCGCGACGCUGACGCUUGGCUCUCGCGCAUGGAAACGCGGCUGGCAGCCAUGCCGCCGCCUGGACACACUGCUGAUGUACUUGAGAUGCAGCUUCGGGAACAGAAGUCAUUCCACGCUGAAGUGCAUCAGUACAAACACCAGAUCGAGUUAUUCGGCCAGCUGACACAGCGUCUCAUUGCAGUCUACCGCAAUGAUGACACCUCGCGCAUCAAACGCUCCACUGAGGCCAUCAAUCAUAGAUACAACGAGCUGAACAAUAGCAUCGUCGCCCGCGGUAAAGCACUGCAUUCAGCAGUAUCAUCGCUGCAGAACUUCGACCGCUCUCUCGAGAACUUUGUCGCGUGGCUUAGUGAAGGGGAAUCGUUGCUGGACGCUGCUGAGAGAGAUCCACAUCUGCUUAAGGACCUCCAGUCGGAGAUCGAGACGCACCGCGAUGUGUACGCGUCCCUCACCGGUACCGGGAGGAGGCUCCUCGGCAGCCUCUCCUCCCAGGAAGAUGCUGUCAUGCUGCAGCGGCGGCUGGACGAGAUGAAUCAGCGCUGGCACCAUCUCAAGGCGAAGAGUAUGGCGAUACGGAAUCGCCUGGAAAGCAACGCGGAGCACUGGUCAGCGUUGCUGUUAUCACUGCGCGAGCUCACCGAGUGGGUGAUCAGGAAGGAGACGGAGCUGAAUGCGCUUGCGCCGCCUAGGGGCGAUCUCACGGCUUUACUCAAACAACAGGACGACCACCGCGCGUUCCGCCGGCAAUUGGAAGACAAGCGGCCGGUGGUUGAGAGCAACCUGCUCAAUGGGCGGCAGUACAUUGCCAACGAGCCGCCUCUCUCGGAUACCAGUGACACUGAACCAAGCCGCGACAACGAAGGUGACUCUCGAGGGUACCGCUCUGCCGAGGAGCAGGCUCGGGAGCUGGCGCGCUCCAUCCGCAGGGAGGUGGCCAAGCUGGCUGACAAGUGGAACACCUUGGUGGACCGCAGCGACGGCUGGGGACGCUGUCUCGAUGACGCUGUGCAGCGCGUCCGGGCCUUCACUACCUCACUGGACGAGCUCUCCGGCCGCGUGCAAGCUGCCGAGGCCGCGCGCUCCUCAUGGCGCGGGCCGGGCGACGCUCGCGAUGCACGUGCGCAGCUCGACGCCGUGUCGCGUGCGCGUGCGCAGCUGCCGCCGCUGCGUCGAUUGGCUGAUGAACUCCACCAGCAGGCGCAGGCCCUAGCAAGGGAUAAGAUCCAACUACCAGAGCAUUUGCUGGCGAAACUUGAUGAUUUGAAUACCAGAGUAUGCGCUCUCUGCGCGGGAGGUGAGGAACGUGCCCGCCAGCUAGCAGGCGUGGCGCGGGAUGGCGGCGCUGGUGCCGCACAGGGCUUCCUUGCUGGCUCAGUAGACCCACCAUGGGAACGAGCUGUCACGCCCGCUAACGUACCUUAUUAUAUCAAUCAUGAGUUGGAGACGACGCACUGGGACCACCCGAAGAUGAUUGAGCUAAUGAACUCGCUGGCAGACCUCAACGAGGUGCGCUUCUCCGCGUACCGCACCGCGCUCAAACUAAGAACUGUGCAGAAGGCGUUAUGCAUGCACAUGCUGCAGCUGCCGGCGGCGCUGGAGGCGUUCGACUCGCACGGCCUGCGCGCGCAGAACGACCGCCUCAUCGACAUCCCCGAUAUGAUCACCGUGCUCACUUCUUUAUACGAGGUGAUAGCGGCAGAAAAUCCAAGCCUAGUGAACGUACCACUCUGCCUGGACCUGUCCAUCAACUGGCUACUGAAUGUGUACGACAGCCAGCGCACCGGCCAGAUCCGCGUGCUCAGCUUCAAAGUUGGCCUGGUGCUGCUCUGCAAGGGACAUCUCGAGGAGAAGUAUAGAUAUCUAUUCCGACUGAUAGCAGACCCGUCGUGUCGAGCGGACCAAAGGAAACUUGGCCUGCUCUUGCACGAUUGUAUACAGGUGCCACGACAGCUAGGAGAGGUGGCGGCGUUCGGAGGCUCCAACAUCGAGCCCUCCGUCCGCAGCUGCUUCGAGCAGGCGUCGGCCGCCAGAGAGCCACCACGGACCGCCACGCUGGAUAGAAAGCCUGCAGAAAAAGAGAAAGAGAAAGAAGAAUCAAAAGAGAAGACCCUGGAACGCGACGCGGAUGGACAGCUGCAGCACAUCGAAGCGUUCCACUUCUUGCAGUGGCUGCAGAAGGAGCCGCAGUCCAUGGUGUGGCUGCCGGUGCUGCACCGCCUCGCUGCUGCUGAAAGCGCCAGGCAUCAAGCCAAGUGUAAUAUCUGCAAGGAGUAUCCCAUCGUCGGCUUCAGAUACCGAUGCCUCAAGUGCUUCAACUUCGACAUGUGCCAGAAGUGCUUCUUCAACGGACGCAAGGCGAAGAACCACAAGCUCACGCAUCCCAUGCAGGAGUACUGCACAGCUACAACGUCUGGUGAGGACGUGCGCGACUUCACGCGAGCCUUGCGCAACAAGUUCAAGUCGGCGAGGUACUUCAAGAAACAUCCACGAGUGGGAUAUCUGCCCGUACAGACUGUUCUAGAAGGAGACGCGCUGGAGUCCCCCGCCCCGUCCCCGCAGCACGGCGCAGGCGCGGCGGGCGCGGGCGGCGCGGGCGCGCGCUCGGACGACAUGCACUCGCGCCUCGAGCUCUACGCCUCCCGCCUCGCGCAGGUCGAGCUCGGCGCCGCCGACAACACGCCGGACAGUGACGAGGAGCACCAGCUGAUCGCGCAGUACUGCGCGUCGCUGAACGGCGCCGCCGACAGCGAGGAGGCGCCGCGCUCGCCCGUGCAGGUCGUCUCCAUCAUACACCGCGAGCAGCGACACGAACUCGAGGCCAUGAUACGGGAACUGGAAGAGGAGAACGCCAGUCUCCAAGCGGAGUAUGAGCGCCUGAAAGCCAAGCAGACGCCAGGAUCCACUCCAGAGGAGCAGCACGGACUCACUGACAACAGGAACGCACCGGCUGAUCAGGACAUGAUGGCGGAGGCGCGCCUGCUGCGGCAGCACAAGGGCCGGCUCGAGGCGCGCAUGCAGAUCCUCGAGGAACACAACCGGCAGCUCGAGGCUCAGCUGCAGAGACUGCGGCGGCUGCUCGAUGAGCCGGCGCAGGGCUCGCCGCCGGCGCGCACGGGCACGCUGCAGACGCGCUCCGUCACCGCCUCGCAGCUCGCCACCGACUCGCCCGCCAAGAUGCACAACGGGCUCUACCACGAAUCGCAGACCAAUGGCGGCGGUCGCUGGGCGGGCGCCGAGCGCGAGGCGCUGGAGCGGCCGCCGCCGCCGCCGCACUCCGUGCACUCGCUCAUGCACUGCGCAGACGACCUAGGCCGCGCAGUGGAGGAGCUGGUCUCCGUCAUGACGGAAGAGCCAGCCCAAUCGCACGCACCGCCGCAGUACACCAACGGCAAGCCGGCCCAGGAGUGACCCAACGGUGCUCAUCUUGGACGCUGUGACCGUCACGAUCACUAGUGGUCAACAUGGGCGCUAAAGGCGGCCAACGUGAUCACUAAUAAUGGCCAUGGUUAUCAGUGAUGAUUACUAUGGUCACCAGUAGCGACCACCAUGGUGUCAGUGAUGACUAUCAUGGUUUCGCUAAUGAUGACCAUGGCCAUCAGUGGUGAUUACCAUUGUCAUCAGUGGUAACCAGGUCGCUAGACGAUUCUGACAACACUGUCGACCGCUACAAUGGUAUUGCUUUAGAACAAACUUUUCCUUGUUAUUUACUAAAUGGUAGAAAUCAAUUACUAGGCAACAUUGAGUUAAUGUCAUUAAAAAUUCUACUAAACGAUAAUUAUAAAAUGCUAAAUAAUGGCGAAAGAACUUGCCCAGCAUUUCGUUUGUUCAAAUUUUAUGAGAUUAUCUAACAUAGUCGUGCAUGUUAGUAUCUCUAAUUACUUAAGAUCAUAUAUGGCGAAUUCAGAACUAAUUAGAAUCUUAAGUUCAACGCAAAAGUGUGCAAAGACAUCGAAAUACGUAACAUAAUUAAUUGUUAAGCUAAAAUGCUUUUUAAUAUAUUCCAUUACAGCUGGUAUUCAGUUGUAAAAAUUAUGCUAUGCUUUAAACUCGAAAGGAAAAGUUUGUUACACAAUUUUCUACUAAUUUUCGACUCAUCACUAACAAGUGCACUGUACAUUGACUGUCUUGGCUUAGAUCGCUUGUUGACGUCACGGGUUUUGGGGGAAUAGUCACAUUAUUUAAAAUUAUUUUUGAGGGUCCAAGACCCAAGUGAACCGCUUUAGGUGAUAAUAUAGAUAAAAAUAUCUUUAUAGUAUCACCUAAAGUCGCCACAAUAUGGUGUACCAAACCCUACUCAUAAAAGUGGUUAAGUGAUAAUGUUUUUAUUGAAAUUACAGUUAUAUUAUGCUAUAACCACUGCGCUCGAGUGACGUGGUGUAUAUCCCAAAUGGGAGUGACCAUGUUUACAGUAAAAUCUCGAAGCCGUACGUUGCCCGAUUCAAAUCCGUAAAUCCUCUAAUAUAAAAUCAAGAAUUAAUGACCAUUUAUGAAAUUAGAGAUAGUGACCACAAAAAAUCGCUUUUCAUGCCAGGUUAUAAAAAAACUUAACCAAACACAAGACCAUAGGCUGCUCUCAGCUAUUUCACCAAAAAUAGUCUAGUCAGCAAGCGACCUUAUUAUACAUAAGCCCUAACAUUCCAAUUCCACGCUAACCGGGCUAACGAGGGGGCACUUAAAGAGUAGAAGCCUGUGAGGUGACGGCUGUGUGGGACUAACACAACACGCGACAGAGAGCUGGUUUGGCCUGAUCCAUAGUAAACUGCUCAAUUUCCAUCAAGUAUUUUAUCGAAAAAGGUAAAAAAAGUAAAUAAGUAUUACUCUUGUCUUAAAUGUUUGAACAGUUUGUAUGUAAAAGAAUAAUGGAAGAGUAAUGUUCAAAUGCUACCUUGCAACAGGGCGAUCUACAUUUCUUGGUAGUCAGCAUGCUUCCUAUGUAAUUUAGUAAGAUUUUCUACUAUUUUAUACUUUUCUGAAUCUAUACAAAUAUUUGCUAUUCAUAUUGCUAUAGUUAUGUCAUCCCAGCUCUACAUUUAGUUCACAUUAGCCGCGAGUUCGAACAAACGAUGAACGUAUGCAACGCUUAUUGUAUUAAUAAGGGCAUGCCAUUGUUGCAGUACGUGUCGUGAUUGAGUCGAUCCGUCUCCUUCCAUUCCCUAUUUUUUCGUAGUAUGGCAACCCUGACAGAUUUUCUACUAUUUACGUUUUUCCCCCCACGAACGGCGGUAGUGUUGCCAGAACGAUGCCAUCCAACGAAAAAGACAAAACGUAACGAGCAUUUAUAAUUAUAUAUAUUUAACAAAACGUACCAAAAUUGUCGAUACUUAACUUUUUAUCGUUUAAGUACAUAUCUUAUUAGUACAAUCUUCAUUAAUAUCAUAUCACGACUUGUAUACUUCCAUAUCAUUUUGCUGUGUAUAAAAGUACAGGCACGUGUAAAAUAUCACGUAUUGUUUAACUGAGAUGUAAUCUUCAAAAUGUUUCCUUAAGACAGCUUCCGCAGUGUGACCACAUUUUCUGAAAGAUUCUACCGUAGAAUCAGUUAAUAGACUAAGACUUCAUUACAUAUGUAGAUGAAAUUAGAUGUCAUGUCAUACAUUAUAUAUACAAUAUACUAAAAUGGUAGUAAUCGGUAAAGUCUGGUCACACUGAACAAAGAGCUUAGAGCUUUAAAAUGGAUCACAAUGUGAGCGAGCUUUAAUUACGAGACAUUUUAACGCUGCAAAACUAAAUUCGUACAUCACCGGAUAUGGCCUACGUUUUAGUGGAAAAUGUAUCAGAGAACUCCGAACUUUGAAAAAAUUAUAUGCCUAUUAAAGGCGGUAGUUAAUUGGAUUCGUUAAACAGUUUUACGAGUAGCAUAGUUGUAGCCAAAUGAAAUAUAAUCGAGCAUGUUAACACGUGCAUGUUUGUGUAUGUUAUAAACGAGUUAUCGAAAUUAAAAUAAUGUAUUGUUAGAGAUGAGAAAAUAAUCCUGUGCUUCGAUGCAACGUAGUGACUGUAUUGUUUCCUUCGCGACAACUUCGACUGUCUGAAAUAGAAAGUGACUUACGCAUCGAUAACAUUCAAUCGAUGUUCUGCAUAUCACGUGACAUAUCGAUAUUAAAUCGAACUUGACAAAAUCGGUGCCGGUUUUAUUACAACCACCGUGUUUUUCGAGUUGACAAUGGAUAUGUCGAUACAUGUUACCGAUGCUAAAGUCACAUAUUAUAGUGAACUCUUCUUAGUGAUUAUAAAAAUGUAUCCAAUACUUUUUCACUAAUACAAAACGUCACAAUGACACGUUUUAGGAUAAUGUUGGGUGUGACGAAUUUUUUAUGUCCCAUUCGUAUAUCGAUAUAUAAUGUGUCUAGUAAGAUGCUGCCUACCUUUUUAGAUAAGGAUAUAUUCAAGAGAUGACUUUUAUACGAACGUUAAGUAAACCUGUUGAAGCUAACUUUAUAUUAAGAACUUCCUAUCGUAACCAUAUCACUUUUAUUUUCUUCGAGUCGAUGUCUGAAAUUUUGAAUUUGGUAGAAAUUUGUUUACUGUCUGGCAACAUUCAAAAUUUCACAACACCGGCUUUAUAUUAAUUUGGCUAAUUUUAUAUUUAAGUGGAAAGCACAAUUUAUGUUUAUUUUAACGGAAAUUCAACACUAAUAUAUUGUUAAUAAUUUUAUUUUGUUUAUGUAGGCGCGUAGUUAUUUUCUGUUUCAAAAUUCAUAUAAUUUUUAAUAUUGGCAAUUUCGAAUGUACUACUUCGAGCAUUUAUUUGUAUAUUUUACCGAGUUUAUAAUGUUUUUAGAUAUUAAUUAAAUCCAAAUAAACAUUCAGCAUAGUAAAA